AUGCCCUCCUACCACCAUGCAUGUGCCUUGGUCAAUUCGAAUACAACUCCGGAUUGGAUUACUGCAUUGCGAGAUAUGUCUCUGGAUGUACCAACUUCCAAUCUAAACCGGAUCACUUACGCGUACAUCGCACCAGUUAUUAUCGUAUUUGGCAUUCUUGGAGACGUGCUUACUGUAAUCACCUUGACUCAUCCGCUGCUGCGAAAAAGCACCAUAGUCUACACCUAUCUCACACUGCUUGCUAUGACUGACCUUAUGACUCAAUUUUCCGUGGUCCCGAUGAUUAUGUGGCUGCUCGACAUCCGAGCUUGCUCAGCAGCAGCCUCUUUUUUCUACGCCCACAUAGGAUUUCCACUGGCCAAUGCACUAAUGGGUGCUUCAGUAUGGAUUGUCGUAUUUCUAACAUUAUCUCAGUAUAUGGCUGUAUGUCGUCCCUUCGCCUAUGGACUAAGGUCCAGAAAAGUAUGCUUUAUCCUAUUUUCUCUGGCAUACAUAUUCAAUUUCUGUAUCUAUGCACCAUGGGCUGUCAAGAAAGAAGUGCACAAUUUGAAGCUGAUUGUUGGAAAGGAUGCCCUUCCGGACGAUGUAUGUCCGUAUAUUGUCUGUGACACAAUUCCAGCUGACUGGUUCAUGGUUUACGAAACUGUUCGAGAACUCAUCAGUCGAGUAUUUCCUUUCUUCCUGGUUGCUUAUAUGAACGCCAAAAUUCUCAUCACUUACAGAAACACGAAGAAGGACCGAAUGUUACGACUAACAAGUUCUCAAAAGCGUUUUGUAUUUGAGAAGAGCGAAAGGGAGGAGAAACGGCUAUUCGUAUUACUGUUCACUAUCAUCAUAAUCUUUUUCCUUUGCACUAUACCUGCAGCUCCUCUCACAAUACUUGUAGCAGACAACAAAUCAAACAAUUUACCCUUUCAGGUUUUUCGAGCUAUCGUCAAUCUCCUGGAAUUUACGAAAUUUGCACUCAAUUUCUACUUUUACUGUUUAAUCAAUCCUGAUAUUCGUCAAAUUUGCAUGUAUGUAAUAAUGUGUAAGAAGAUCUCACGACCACCCAGGGUCAAGGGUCAAUCUACAACACCCAUAUCGUUCUAUACAAGGUCUACGAAAAAUUCCUUUGCACGUGGAAGGACCAGUUCUGGAAAAAGUAACAAUGGAGAAGAAUGGAGUACUCGUAUGGACUCCGAACGACGGAACACAGCCAGCGAGCCAACAUAUAAGAAACUACCCGUGAUAAGAGAGAUUGAUGUCAGCAUAUAAUGCAAAUGCAU
Molecule: messenger RNA, 1268 nt
Organism: Cylicocyclus nassatus
Lineage: Eukaryota; Metazoa; Nematoda; Chromadorea; Rhabditida; Strongylidae
Source: the annotation of a GenBank genome assembly